AAAAAUUGCCAUUGCAUCUUGUUCUUACCGCAGUGGCAUGUUGCAUCUGACUGGCCCAUUUAACUUGCAGUUAACUGGGCGUGUGUCAUACAGUGAGGUAGACAACGACCAGUUGGGUCGAAAAGCUUUAGCGGUGCGCGGUAUGAGGUAAAUGUCACGAAAUAAAACGGCAUACUUUCGUGUUGACUCAGCUGGCAUGCCACGCAGAAUUAAGAAUUGGCACCGAGUAAGGUAUUUUCGCUAAAGCCAGUUUCUCUCGUUGAACAUGCGUCGAAACGGGAAACACUACUGAAGGUCUGGAACACCGUUAGGCCGACUUUGGUAAACUAUUUUCAGAACGUUUCAUUUGCUAAGGCUGUGAACUUGCUAAACUCGCCAGUCGCCACGAUGCAGAAUGCGGGGCAAGAUGGAUCCAAAGGCACCGACAAGGCGAACACGGCCCUGUCCGGAGAAGAUGCAACCGACAGCCAAAUAGAGACCCAAAAAACACCAGGAAUAAGCGCAACGGCUGUCCUGUGGACUUUUGGGAAAUGUCUGAGUGCCCUUCUGCCAGUAUACUUAGCUGGGUAUUAUCGAAUAAGCACCAGUUUGGUGGUGUUCGGGCUUAUGGUCUAUUCCGGUUGGAAGCAUACACGCGAAGCUAAAGAGACACGACUGAGGUCUGCUAUCCACUUAUUGAGCAAUGAGCAGGAAUACACAUCAACCAAAGUAUUUAAAAGCAAACGGGACCUUCCUGCAUGGGUCAAUUUCCCAGAUGUUGAAAAGGUGGAGUGGCUGAAUAAGGUGCUACAGCAGGCAUGGCCAUUCAUUGGUCAGUAUCUGGAGAAGCUACUGAUAGACACAAUUGCUCCUGCCAUACGCGGAUCCAACAACCACCUGCAGACGUUCAACUUCACCAAAAUCGACAUGGGAGACAAGUCUAUGAAGGUUGUAGGGGUGAAGGCUCACACAGAAAAUGACAAAGGUCAAGUUCUACUGGAUGUUUACAUCAGCUACGUUGGCAAUGUUGAGAUUAACGUGGAGGUGAAAAGGUAUUUCUGCAAAGCAGGUGUGAAGGGAAUCCAGCUACAUGGAAUGAUGCGAGUCAUUUUGGAGCCUCUGAUCGGAGAUGUGCCUAUCGUGGGUGCCGUUACCAUGUUCUUCAUUCGCAGGCCUAAAUUGGAUAUCAACUGGACCGGGAUGACCAAUCUGCUGGACAUUCCUGGACUGAAUGUGAUGUCAGACUCUAUGAUCAUGGAUAUCAUCGCCUCUUUUCUGGUUCUGCCCAAUCGACUGACUGUCCCUCUAAUUCCUGAUCUGCAUGUUGCCCAGCUCCGCAGUCCUUUGCCUAGGGGAGUUGUGCGUAUCCACCUGUUGGAGGCUGCUGACCUGGCCGCUAAAGAUAACUACAUAAAGGGGGUGAUUGCAGGCAUGUCUGACCCUUAUGCCCUCUUGAGAGUGGGCCCGCAGUCCUUCACGUCCCACCACGUGGACAACACCACGUGUCCCAAGUGGGCCGAGAUGUACGAGGUCAUUGUUCAUGAAGUGCCUGGUCAGGAGUUGGAGGUGGAGGUGUAUGAUAAAGACCCCGACCAGGAUGACUUCCUGGGAAGGACCAAGAUGGAUUUGGGCAUUGUGAAGAAAUCUAAAGUUGUGGAUGAAUGGUUCCCUCUGAAGGACACUAAGACAGGCCGUGUCCACCUCAGACUGGAGUGGCUAACUCUGGUGAGCAACACAGACCAGUUGGACGAGGUUAUCAAGAGGAAUUCUACCGUGAGCAGUAAAACCGCGGACCCUCCCUCGGCGGCCAUCUUGGCUGUGUAUUUGGACAAAGCUGAAGCCCUGCCUAUGAAGAAGGGCAACAAGGAGCCCAGUCCCAUGGUGCAACUGUCUGUGCAGGACCUCACCAGGGAGAGCAGGACCGCCUGGAACACAGUGAACCCAGAGUGGGAAGAUGCAUUCACUUUCUUCAUUCAGGACCCUCACAAACAGGACAUAGACAUACAGGUGAAGGAUAAUGACCGUGUCCAGUCCCUGGGCAGUCUGACCAUCCCCCUGUCCCGCCUUCUGGCCCGUUCGGACCUGAGUCUGGACCAGUGGUUCCAGCUGGACCAUUCUGGGUCAGCUAGCCGCAUCUACAUCAACGCCGUACUCAGAGUCUUGUGGAUAGAUGAGGCGCAUCUUCAGACACCUCUCAGCUCCAGUGACUCCACGGGCACCAAAGCAGCUGCGCGACCCCAGCAGACUACACCGGAUGCCAACUUUGCCAACAAGGGGGUGCUACGGAUCCAUCUGGUGGGGGCUCAGAAUCUGGUCGCCAAGGACAAAGUGAUGGGGAUGAUUAAGGGGAAGAGUGACCCGUAUGUCAAAAUCAGCAUCGGAGGCAAGACUUUCAAGAGUGACGUGAUCAAAGGAAAUCUGAAUCCCAACUGGAAUGAGAUGUAUGAGGUGGUUUUGACCCAACUACCUGGACAGGAGCUCCUCUUAGAGAUGUUCGACAAGGAUAUGGAUCAGGAUGACUUCAUGGGCAGGCUCAAGAUCAAACUGAGUGACCUGAUCAGUGCACAACAUACAGAUGAGUGGUACACACUGAGUGAUGUGAAGUCUGGUCGUGUUCACCUGGUCAUGGAGUGGCUGCCCACGGAGUCCGAAUCAGAUCAUUUGGAACAGGUGCUGCACCAUCAGUCCCUGCAGGCGUUCAAGAACAAGGCCGUCCCUUCUGCCGCGCUGCUUUUCCUGUAUCUGGAGCGCGGUCAUGACCUGCCCCAUAAGAAGAGUGGUAAAGAACCAAAGGCCGCAGCUGAGCUUGUCGUUGGAGGAACGUCCUACAAAACCAAGGUCUGUGAAAGGUCCUCGUCUCCUCAGUGGGAUGAGACCUUUUACUUCCUGGUUCGCGACCCCAAUGAGGAAAUGCUUCAGGUGAAGCUGUCGAGCAACUGGGAGCAGGCUCUGGGCUCACUGGUGCUGCCUGUCAGAGAACUGCUGUCUGAACCGGGGCUGAUCCUGGACCAGUGGCUGAGCCUAGAGGGAUCACCUGCCAGCCAGCUUCUGCUUAGAGCGGAGCUCAAGAUUCUGAGUCCCAAAAUGGCCAUAGGUGAUGUGGACCAUAAAGAACCACCGAAAGCUUCCAAGAGCUUUAUUCCUGAGAAAAAGCCAGAAGUGGACACUGUUCAAGGCUCUGGAGACGCUGAACGCGCUCCCAUCAGUGCCCCAGCCCCCCCUCCUCCAGCUGUGGUGGCGCCUGAAAAGCUGUCUGCCACCGGCGUCAUUUCUGAGGGGGUCGUCAAGGUCAGCGCUGCAGUUGACCUUCGACCUCAAAAAGCGACCCCUGACCCCAGCUUUGGGCGUGAGGGCGUGCUGCGUAUCCACCUGAUGGAGGCCCAGAACCUGGUGGCCAAAGACAAGGUGAUGGGGCUGGGGAAGGGCAACAGUGACCCGUAUGUGAAGAUCCACAUUGGGGGCACGACCUUCAAGAGUCAAGUUAUCAAGAAGAACCUGAACCCUACCUGGAAUGAGAUGUAUGAGUUGAUUCUGGCUCAGAAUUCCUGUAAAGAAAUCCUGUUCGAGCUCUUUGACAAAGACAUUGAUAAAGAUGACUUCCUUGGGAGGCUGACGAUCGGUAUGGAUGACAUUGUCCAGGCCCGGUACACUGACCAGUGGUUCACCCUGAACGAUGUGAAGUCGGGCCGCCUGCAUCUGACCGUCGAAUGGAUGACCACUGCAUCUCAGCCAGGAGGGCUAGACAAGGUGCUGCAGCUGCGCUCUCUCUACUCCUACCAGAACAAGGCCGUGCCCUCGGCAGCCCUGCUCUUUGUGUUCCUGGAGAGGGCCCAUUCCCUGCCUCUGAAGAAGAGUGGCAAAGAACCAAAACCUGCAGCUGAGCUUGUGCUUAAAGGAACAUCCAGGAAAACAAAGGUGCUUGAUCGCUCGACUGCCCCUCAGUGGAAUGAAGGUUUUCACUUCCUGGUUCAUGACCCUACAGAAGACACUCUCAUUAUCAAGCUCUCCAGUGCCUGGGAUCAGGCUCUGGGUUCUCUGGUGCUGCCUGUCAGAGAGCUGCUGUCGAAACCUCAGCUGGUUCUGGAUCAGUGGUUCAAGCUGGAUGGAGCCCUAGCUGACAGCCAGAUUCUGCUCAGGGCGGAACUCAAGAUCCUAGAGUCCAAGGCGACGGCGAGGGCAGUUGUGACGGAGGCACCGGUGAUGACUCCAGAGCCUGCUGUGGUUGAGGAGGAGGAAGAGGAGGAAGAGUUUAGGGGGGCCGCCGAGGCGUCCGCCCCAGCACCUGGCGCUAGGCUGCAUCAGCUGGCCGCUCAGAGUGUGCCUGGAAUUGCUCUCUUACACAGUGAAUCUGAGGAGAGGGAACCUGCUAAUGCCGUUGAAGACCUGUCACCUGUUCAGAACAUUCUUAAGCCAACUCCAGAGGUCGAAGAUAUUGGCAGCUACAAGGAGGACCUAGAGCCAAUUGCAACAACACAAUCUGACACAACAGCCAAUGAGAAGGCACAACUAUCGGAGCCUGAAGAAGAGCUGGAGGAACCGUCUUAUGAGCAGGCCGUUCCGAGCACUCCUCCCCCUGCCCCCUCUGCUGUUCCAGAAAAGGAGAAGGUCGUGUCUGAGGUCCCCAGCCCUCUUGUCCUCCUCCCCCAACACACCUCCACCCCCACUGGCUUUGCCACCAAGGGGGUGCUGCGGAUCCAUCUGCUGGAAGCCAAGAACCUGGUGGCCAAAGACAAGGUGAUGGGCUUGGGGAAAGGGAAGAGUGACCCAUAUGUCAAGAUCUAUAUCGGGGACACAACCUUCAAGAGUCAUGUGAUCAAGGAGAACCUCAACCCCACAUGGAAUGAGAUGUAUGAGCUGGUUCUGAAAGGGAACAUGGACCUCAAUUUGAAGUUUGAGGUCUUUGAUAAGGACUUGGAUUCGGAUGACUUCCUUGGAAGGUUUCAACUCCGAUUGAAAGACAUCAUCCAGUCCCAGUUUACAGAUCAGUGGUACACUCUAAAUGACAUCAAAACCGGCCAGGUCCACCUGCUGCUGGAGUGGCUGCCUACUGCAUCAAAUGCAGAUGAGCUGAACCAGGUGCUGCAGCUGCGCUCUCUCUACUCCUACCAGAACAAGGCCGUGCCCUCGGCAGCCCUGCUCUUUGUGUUCCUGGAGAGGGCCCAUUCCCUGCCUUUGAAGAAGAGUGGGAAGGAGCCAAAGCCUGCCGCUGAGCUUGUUCUGGGUGGAACGUCCUUCAAAACAAAGGUGUUGGAUCGAUCCACCUCACCUCAGUGGGAUGAGUCAUUUUACUUCCUGCUUCAUGACCCCAAGGAGGACAUGCUGAUUAUAAAGCUCUCCAGUGCCUGGGAUCAGGCUCUGGGUUCUCUGGUGCUGCCUGUCAGAGAGCUGCUGUCGAAACCUCAGCUGGUUCUGGAUCAGUGGUUCAAGCUGGAUGGAGCCCUAGCUGACAGCCAGAUUCUGCUCAGGGCGGAACUCAAGGUCUUGGCGUCUAAACUGACCAACGCCCCGGUGGCAACGGGAGCUCUGCCCAGAGCUGCCCCUGGUGGGGACGCAGGGAGCUGCGGCCAAGUGAAGCUGUCCCUCUCUCACCGAGCCAAGGACAAGAAGCUCUGUGUCACUGUGCACGGCUGCAGGAAUCUGGUGGCUUCAUCCAAGGACAUCAUGGACACAUACAUUUCUCUCAUUCUUCUGCCUGAUAAGAGCAAGGCUACCAAGCGAAAGACAGGCGUUAAGAGGAGAGAUCUUAACCCAGAAUAUAAUGAAAGGUUUGAGUUUGAUCUCUCUCUGGAUGAAGCCAAACGUAGGACUCUGUGCAUCUCUGUGAAGAACAACGCUGCGUCCUUCAUGAGCCGAGACAAAGACGUUGUCGGGCAGGUGCAGAUUGAUGUGGUGCAGAUUGACCUACUUUCAGGCGUGACAGAAUGGUUUGACCUGGGGGAAGAACAGUGAGGAGAAACUUGGCUCCUUCAAAUCAACCCUGCGCCAGACUUCUGUGUGUACAAUCAGGGCACCUUAUAUCAUCACCGCCUUCCUCUGUUCCAUAUUCACCACCUCACACCUGUGUGUGUGUGUGUGUGGGGGGGGGGGGGGGUACUCUCUCAUAUACAGGGCUUACUGUUAUGAGGCACAUUGGUAGAAUUCAGGCAUGGGCCUCUGCGUCUAAGAUUUGAAAACAGAUCACUAUAUCGGCUGAGACCAUUUCCUUGCUUAAAGCCCUGCAUAUAUCAAAGUCUAGCUAAGGAAUAAGACAUGCUGAUGGAUGGAGGUUGCAGGUGGUUGUAAAAAGCUGUUGUCCGUUUCGGUCAUGUAUUAAUAUGGAGGUUAGUUACAAUUAUGUCACGCUGUUCCGAGUGUUAUGAGAUAUAUUGAUGAGAGUGAAAUGGAUGACUUUGGAAGUUAUAGCAAAGUAACACUGCUACUUAUGAAGGUUGUAUAGACUUCAGAAUGUUACAUAUUUUAAUUGAAGAAUAUCACAAGAACAUGUUGAAUGGAGAGGUGUAGUAGGUAAACUGUUACAAGUGUUAGUUUUAUGGUUUUGAAAUGUGUUCAUAUUUUAACAAAAUUGUGUACUUAUUGGUGAAGUAUGAAGUAUUUUUCAGGUUCAAAGAAAAUGAUUGCAGUGCAUCAAGCUUAUCGUAAGAAUUGAGAAACUGUUGGUAUACUGUAUCAUGGGCCAUUGGUCUAGUCCACAUGAGAGGUGUGAUUUAUCAUAUCUAUUGCUAAUCAGCAAAUCUAUUGUUUCAACGACACCAGUAUUUUAGCGUAAUACUGCAUAAAACACUUUUGGCUGCAGUUUUUAAGUAGCGAUAUAGUAGUGAUAUGCAAUACAUAUUAAAUGUUAUAGAUCUGCUAUCUGCCUUAAUUGUAAACAUAUUCACCACAAAUCUGCCAAAGGUAUUAGUUUACACUGCAAGUUGUCUUGACUAGUAUUGUCUUCUGAAAGCUACUUACAGUAUGGUGGCGUCUGUGGCUCUAGUAUCUUUAGCUACUGUAUCAGGUAUAUGCCAUUAUUUGGCAUAAUUACUGCAAACUGCAAGUAAAACAUCACUACCGUACCGUGGCUAGGUGGCUGAAGUCUACUCUCUCAUAGGUUUUAUAUGACCCAUUUUUAGUCAAAUGCCUCAAGUGCUUCAGUUGCCAAAAAAGGUUUUAAUAUAUUUUUACUUAGCUACACGUACAGACCAAAAUGAAGUGCGUCUCACCCUUGGCGCAUAAUAAUAUCAGGUACAUCUGUCAAUGGCCAACCACUGUUAGUAUCUAAGUAAGUUCCCUUUAGCAAAGGGAAUGGACCAAGAUUUUACAUCCAUAUUAAGAGAUUAAAGAAAAUUGACAAACUGCAUGAUUUAGAAUUGAAAUGUUACAACCAGAAGCACUAUUUUCCAUACUUUGCACUGUAUUGUUAUAUUUUCUUAGUAUUUUGUUAUUUUUUUAUUUUAUAUUUUUGUUUAUUCAAUUUUUUAUAUACUUUUUGACGCAAACAGAAAACUCAUCUUUGUUGCUGCUUUUCAAGGUCAAUUUGCAAUGUGCAGUGUUUGCCUAAAUAGAUUCACCGUUUUGCCUUUA
This is a messenger RNA of Alosa sapidissima (American shad), 7542 nucleotides long. RefSeq names its product extended synaptotagmin-like protein 1b (gene esyt1b). The record is from RefSeq and is a predicted model, not a curated record. Bases 388 to 5928 code for a protein of 1846 amino acids. The transcript has 52 exons. Gene Ontology annotation, molecular function: lipid binding. Lineage: Eukaryota; Metazoa; Chordata; Actinopteri; Clupeiformes; Clupeidae. Gene Ontology annotation, biological process: lipid transport.